CCAAGCGCGAGAAGAACGGAUGGGCGUUGGACCAGAAGAACGCGCGAGCUUUUUCACGGGGCGCAGUGAAAAGACAAAGGACAGCACGAGCAGGCCAUGCGAGCUCUACAGGUAUAAGCGCGUGUGUCGGCGGCGGCAAAGCUGGCGUGCACCGCUUGGCGCAGGUGCGGCUACGGAGUCGUUUAUUGAUCGACGUGGCGCGCGCUUGCGCCAUCGGCGCGCGCAAACCCACGGCAGGGUUACACCGUGCCUCGGCCUUAGUGCGCCCGAGCGCGGACCGAGUGAGUGGACUGGCGGAGCGACGAAGACACGGGUUACGAGGCGUUCAGGCGACGCAUUUGUCCACGAAACAGCGCGAGCGUAACGCUGUCCUCGUGCCUCGGUGCGGCGCUACUUCGACGCUGCAAGCUCGUGUUCUGGUGCAUCGGCCAGCAGCACGCCGCUGGUAGAGUCGCCUCCGCGAAGAAGCGAUUGACGGGAGCCUCUCGGCCCAGUGGCAGCAACAUGGUUGCCGGGCCCGCCGCCGCUGCUGCGGCCUCCGCGGCCGCUGGCGUCGUCGCCGAGGACGGCCCCAUCGUCAGACCCCUGGAUCAGGUAUCGCCAGCAGUGUACGUCGGCGUGUGCGUGGGCAUGGGCUUUUUGGUAUCGGUGAUAGCAAUGACAUGGUGGCUGUGUCGCCGACGUCGCGAGCAUACAAAGCUUGGCUCGGACAAAUCAUUAGCCUUCAGGCCACCGCAUCGUAAGCCAACGGCAGUGAAAAGUCCCGGCAGUCAAGGUCACUAUCUAAAGAAAAGUCCAAGUCCCACGGGUCCGGCUAAAAGUCCACCUGGUGCACAGACGCCGAGUCCCACGGGGCCUCAACCUACCAAUUUACCAGGCCAGUCAAGACAAUCUCCCCAAGGUGGAGCCACACCGGUACAAACGCCAUCGGCAGACGUGACGUUGAGUAUCGAGAACGAGCGUGACAAGGCCGAAUUGGAGAACAGCGAGAAGGCUGACCGGAACGGCGACUGCAAAACGUUCGAAUCCGACAGGAAUGGUCUUGGACAGUUGGUUUUCAAAUUGCGAUAUCUAAGCGAGCAAAAUGCCCUAGUUGUCACGGUCGUCAAGUGCAAGGGUCUGCCAGCUCGUGGUCAACACAAUGCCAGCAGUGAUCCAUAUGUCAAGUUGCAGCUGUUACCCGAUAAACAACACCGUACUAAGACCAGAGUGCUUAGAAACACUAGGGAUCCAAUUUACGAUGAGGACUUUACAUUCUUUGGUAUAUCGCGUACUCAGCUUCAGAAAAUCAGCCUGCACUUCGUAGUCAUGAGUUUUGACAGAUACUCACGGGAUGACGUUAUUGGAGAAGUUGUCUGCGCAAUCUCUUCAAUAACCGACUUGGAUAUUACGCAAAACCAGCAUAUCACUUUGUGUCACGAAAUAUGCCCGAGAAAUUUGAAGAUCCAAUCUCAAGGUCGCGGAGAGCUUUUGGUAUCAUUAUGCUGGCAACCCGCAGCAAGUAAACUGACGGUAGUCGUACUGAAAGCUCGAAAUUUACCAAAGAUGGACGUGACAGGAUUAGCAGAUCCCUACGUGAAGAUUUAUUUGCUUUACAAUGGUCAGCGUAUCGCUAAGAGGAAGACGCACGUGAAGAAACGCACGCUCAACCCUAUUUUCAACGAGUCAAUCGUGUUCGAGAUUCCGCAUGGCGCCGAGGGUCUCGGUAAGAUCAGUUUGGAGUUUGCUCUACUUGACUGGGACAGAGUUACCAAGAACGAGGUCAUUGGACGGCUAGAAAUUGGCGGACCCAAGUGUCAAGGCUCAGCGCUGAAUCAUUGGAACGAGGUUUGCAGCUCGCCGAAACGUCAAAUUGCUGACUGGCAUAAAUUACGAGAGUAAACGGCGCUAGAGUUACCAUCUUGAUGAAAUAUAUGUAACUCGCGUGAUUUUACCCGCCGCUCCCUCGAUCGAGAAAACAAAAAAAAAGACAAACUUAUCCUACGAAAACAGUUCUAUCUCUCUCCUUCUCUCGGCCCUCAUUGUCCAGUCAAUCCAAAGCGUAUUCACUAAUCUAAUCGCGCAUGUAUCAAAUCUGAGCACUUCCAUACUUGUCACGCUUUCCGCAGAAACAGUAUUAUUAAAGCCUUAUCUGCAUGCAGUUCAAUUACUUACAUAUAUAUAUCAGUUAGACCGACAUUCCCGCCAGAGCGAGGAAAAAACUCCCCUUUGGAAGUAUUGACCUGGAAAUCAAGUGUACAACGAGUGCUCAGAUCUUUUACAAAGUGAAUGAUACGCAAAUGGAGGCACGGCAAUUGUAUUCUGUUUUAUAAAACCAUAUAAUCGAUGUAUAGAAUGUUAGGGGAAAGGGGAGGCGACGAUCUAAGUAAUGGCCCAUAUAUCGAUUACCGAGUAUGCGUCCCUGAUUAUUAUUAGAUCCAACCAUUAAUGGUUCUCGAGCUUUUUGUCUGAUCGAUGAAAAAUGUCUUCACUUUGAGAAAUCGACCGAUAACACUUUGCUUCGUUAUUUAUUAAACUUCUCUUCCUUAUUAUUAACUUACAAUAUUUUACCACUCGACAUUGUCAAUAUAAAGUUACAAUUCGAAUGUUAGUGUGAUGGUGAUAGCAAAAUUUGUAGUGAAAGACGUUAUGUUUACGGCUUUGGUUAUCAAUUGCUUCUGAGUGAAAUUCGAGAGAAUCAGCCAGGAAAAAUUGUGUAAGCGACGAAUGAAACAUGAUGUAACAAUGUGAAGCUUAGAGAUUAAAAAAUCAAGAUUAUUCGACUGAUUAAUAGUGAUAUAUAUGUAGAUAGCGAAAAAUAUUGUGCGCUGUGAAUAUUUUUUACGUCGUUUUACGCCUUAAUUUAUCUGAUGGAUAUCAAGCUCAUUCUAUAUAGUAUCAAAAAGCAUUUGGAACUUCUUAUGUACAAUUGCUUGAACUGCGAGAGAAUACUUGAAAUGAAAAAAAAACAAAUUUUUUAAGUCACAAUGAUUGUUCGAUUUCUCGAAGUGAGCAUGAGACAAAUUGGUAAAAGGUUCACGAGUGAUAGCGAAAAAACAAACCAAAGGUCAGUGUCUGACUAAAUGUAAAAUUGUAAUCGUUUUGUGCGGCGUGGAUGUUCUUAUUUAAACAUAAAUUGAACAUAGACAUUCACGAACUCGCCCUGGUUAAACGAUAUCAUGAAAAUUCUACGGAAUAUAUGUGUAUAUUAUAAUUUAUCAUUAUGUAAAUUUUAUCAUUGCGUAAUAUAGUUAAUCCUACAUUUCAUUAAAUUUAUAAUUUUUCAUCGAUCUAUUUUUUUAUGAUACUAUAUUUGAGAAUUCAUGAUGUCAGUUUACGCUUCAGAGAUAUACGUAAACUGCAAGACAGUAUUUUAUAAUAAUCAUUUAAUUGCGCGUGCUCCUCCUUAAUAAUUAUUGUCUAUCAUUUUUCCUUUGAUUAUAGCGUGAACAAUAAAUAUUUACUGAAUUUUGUAUUGAUAAACUAAAUAAAUGCAGUCACUGAUAAAACACUAACAUAAAAUAAAGUGAAACUCCGAAUCAUGCCUGUUGAACACAAACAUUAUCACGCAAGUACGAUAAGUACACCCAAGAUUAAGCAGAAUGAAUUAUUACCUUACUCACGAUUAGUCGAUCGAAAAAAAAAAUUAAAUAACUUAGAUAUUUUUGUUGGACAUUAAUGCUUGCAUUUGAAAUUAGCAAACAGUAUUAGUGCUAAAAAAGACAAUUUACGUUAAAGCAUCAUAUUUUAUUGAAUAAAACUAUAAUACAUAUUUACAAUGAUGUCUUGUUAAAAGUUAUCGUUGCAAAUAUGCAUUGACGUUGGCUCAGAAAUAGUUAGAUGCGAAUUAUAUUAAUAGAAUUAUACGUACUUUCGUAAAUUACAAAAAUGAAAUGUGAUGGGGGACGAAGUUUAACGAACGAAUUUUGAGUUUGUGUAGUUUCAAGGUCAUUCCAAAGAUUUUGAAUUUUAUCAGUUCUAUGAAAAAAUAGUAAGUAAAAUUUAUAAAAAAAAGCGUGUUUAUAUUGAGUAUGUUAUCUCAUUUAUUGGCCAUGUAUCAUUUUCUAACAUUGUAAUGUAUCAAAAGUUUUGGUCCGACUUUUAACGAAAAUUGAAACUUCUCAACGAAAAUAAAGUCGACCCAUUGUAAAAAUAAUCCAAUAUGUAGAAAUUUUUAUUUUUCAACAAAAAAUAAAAAUGAAAUUUAUGUUGCUAUACGCGAUGCCUUUUCGUAGUAUCGCUUUCUGGAGAUUACCUUUAAAAAAUACCUUAUACAUUUGACUAUCACGUAAAAGUAGUAACUAGGCUGAUCACUUUGAACGAAAUCAUCGAGAUUGAACUCAUUUUUGGCAUUCACAACCAUUACGACGCGUAUGUACACACUUGAGUUCAACGUACCAAUACAACUACUGCGCACGUAUAGAGAAGGAAGUGAAUAUGGGCAAGUUGUUAUUGAAUAACAUAACCGAUCAACAACAAAAAAAACAU
Phymastichus coffea is the source of this 4467-nucleotide messenger RNA. RefSeq names its product synaptotagmin-4 (gene Syt4). Bases 505 to 1881 code for a protein of 458 amino acids. Gene Ontology annotation, molecular function: SNARE binding; phosphatidylserine binding; calcium ion binding. Lineage: Eukaryota; Metazoa; Arthropoda; Insecta; Hymenoptera; Eulophidae. The record is from RefSeq and is a predicted model, not a curated record. Gene Ontology annotation, cellular component: synapse; axon; membrane. Gene Ontology annotation, biological process: cellular response to calcium ion; regulation of calcium ion-dependent exocytosis; calcium-ion regulated exocytosis. The transcript has 6 exons.